Brugia malayi is the source of this 1404-nucleotide messenger RNA. Its product is annotated as elongation factor 1-alpha (EF-1-alpha), putative. The transcript is spliced from 6 exons. Gene Ontology annotation, molecular function: GTPase activity; GTP binding; translation elongation factor activity. Bases 1 to 1404 code for a protein of 467 amino acids. The record is from RefSeq and is a predicted model, not a curated record. Gene Ontology annotation, biological process: translational elongation; translation. Lineage: Eukaryota; Metazoa; Nematoda; Chromadorea; Rhabditida; Onchocercidae.
AUGGGAAAGGAAAAGACUCAUAUCAAUAUUGUCGUCAUUGGACAUGUCGAUUCGGGUAAAUCGACGACGACCGGCCAUUUAAUUUACAAAUGUGGUGGUAUCGAUAAACGUACUAUUGAAAAAUUCGAAAAAGAAGCGCAAGAGAUGGGCAAAGGUUCAUUCAAGUAUGCUUGGGUGUUGGACAAGUUGAAGGCGGAACGUGAACGUGGUAUCACCAUCGACAUUGCCUUGUGGAAGUUUGAAACCUCCAAAUACUAUGUCACCAUUAUUGACGCCCCAGGACAUCGUGAUUUCAUCAAGAAUAUGAUUACUGGAACAUCACAGGCCGACUGUGCUGUUUUGGUUGUUGCUUGUGGUACUGGUGAAUUCGAAGCUGGUAUCUCGAAAAAUGGACAGACUCGGGAACAUGCUUUGCUCGCUCAGACGCUUGGAGUGAAACAGCUGAUAGUAGCAUGUAACAAGAUGGAUUCAACUGAACCAGCUUUCUCCGAAGCUCGAUUCAAUGAGGUUACAAAUGAAGUUUCGAAUUACAUCAAGAAAAUCGGCUACAAUCCAAAAGCUGUUGCUUUUGUCCCGAUCUCAGGUUUUAAUGGCGACAAUAUGUUGGAACCAUCUCCCAAUAUGCCAUGGUUCAAAGGAUGGAAUGUUGAAAGGAAGGAAGGAAAUGCUUCUGGCAAGACACUCCUGGAAGCUUUAGAUGCUGUGAUUCCACCAUCAAGACCUACUGACAAACCCCUCAGAUUGCCUUUGCAAGAUGUGUACAAGAUUGGAGGUAUUGGAACUGUACCUGUUGGUCGCGUCGAAACUGGUAUCCUAAAACCAGGCAUGGUGGUAACAUUUGCACCACAGAAUAUUACCACUGAAGUAAAGUCAGUGGAGAUGCAUCAUGAAGCUUUGCAAGAAGCACUUCCUGGUGAUAACGUUGGUUUCAAUGUUAAGAACGUGUCUAUCAAGGAAAUUCGACGUGGUUCGGUUGCUUCCGAUUCCAAGAAUGACCCCGCCAAGGAAACCAAGCAGUUUACUGCGCAGGUCAUCAUCAUGAAUCAUCCGGGUCAGAUUGCUGCAGGAUACACUCCAGUCCUUGACUGUCAUACAGCUCAUAUUGCUUGUAAAUUCGCAGAACUUAAAGAAAAGGUCGACAGGCGAUCCGGCAAGAAAGUGGAAGAUAAUCCAAAAUUCCUGAAGUCGGGCGAUGCUGGUAUUAUUGAUCUGAUUCCAACAAAACCGCUGUGUGUUGAAACGUUCACCGAAUAUCCACCACUUGGACGAUUCGCUGUGCGUGACAUGCGACAAACAGUGGCAGUUGGUGUUAUCAAAGGUGUUGAAAAGACGGAAGGUGGUGCCGGGAAAGUGACGAAGGCAGCGCAGAAGGCUGGAACGGCACCAGCUGGAAAGAAGAAAUAA